This is a messenger RNA of Vanessa tameamea, 2765 nucleotides long. It is a transcript of the gene klhl10, whose product is annotated as kelch-like protein 10. The record is from RefSeq and is a predicted model, not a curated record. NCBI's taxonomy places the organism in Eukaryota, Metazoa, Arthropoda, Insecta, Lepidoptera, Nymphalidae. Bases 306 to 2282 code for a protein of 658 amino acids. Gene Ontology annotation, molecular function: protein binding. The transcript has 12 exons.
CAAUUAUUAUGAGCAAUAUUUUUGAUAUCCACAAGACAACCGCUAAUAUGAAAAUAUUGUUAUCCAGUAAUGUCACCUGGAAGAAAAAGGUGUGACAUGCUUGUCAUUCAUAUAUCAUUUUUUUGCUAACCUAAAAUGUUUUAUCAAAUGACUUGAAUUUGCUGUUUUUUUUAGUUAUUUUUUACGGUAAUUUUACAAAUUCGUUACGCUAAAUCUCGUUUGUAUCGUGACACCUAUCGCUUAACAUUUAUACUUUUUAUCGGGCGACAAUUUUUUAAUGAUGAAUUUACGUUAGUCAUAAUAAAAUGGAAAACGACCCGAAUAACACAACGGCGGGUCGCGAGACUGGGCGAUGUAUGUCGGUGGCUGCGAUGCAGGCGCUACACCGGUUGCGCGAGUGUCGGCUGCUGUGCGACGCGAUAGUGCGUGCGGAUGACGGCGCCGCUUUUCCAGUCCACCGCGCCAUACUCUCGGCCUGCAGUCCAUACUUUUUGGCACUUUUUACAACAACACUACACUCGCGCGAGCAAAGCGAUGUGCUAAUAUCGGGCGUGGGUUCAGAAAUUCUUCUACUUUUAAUCGAAUACGCUUACCUUCGACGUAUUGAAGUUACUGACAUCAACGUAUACGAGCUCCUUAUGACAGCCGAUUAUCUCGCCUUCCUUGGAGUACUUCAGCUCUGUUGCGAUCACCUCAGAGGCUCUCUUAACCCUAAAAAUUGCCUGGGUAUUAUGAUGUUUGCCAGACGGGUAUUUUGCUAUAAAUUAGAGGCCGAUUCUCGUAGAUAUUUGUUGCGUUACUUUGUGACUGUAGCGACCCAGAGCGAUGAGUUCCUUCAUCUGCCAAUUGAUGAACUAAACAGUAUCAUACUAGAAGAUGAAUUGAAUGUUAAGAGCGAGGAGGUCGUAUGGGAAGCUGUUUUACGUUGGGUCAACUAUGACCCUGAUAUACGUUGGCAUCAUACCGUUAAACUUAUGGGCAGCAUAAGACUUGGCCUAUUGGAUACACAAUUCUUUUUAGAAAACGUUAAGGAUCAUCCAUAUGUGACAGGAAACGAAAGCUCACGCCCUAUUAUUAUUGAAACUCUUAAGUUCCUUUACGACUUAGAAAUGAUUGCUCAGCGAGACGGUGAAGUGGCUACACCAGAAAUUGCACGACCACGUGUUCCACAUGAGGUAUUGUUUGCAAUUGGUGGAUGGAGUGGCGGGUCACCGACGGCCUUUAUUGAGACGUAUGACACACGAGCAGACCGUUGGAUAAAGGUAGAAGAAGUAGACCCAGCUGGUCCUCGUGCUUACCACGGCACUGCUGUGUUGGGUUACUGUAUCUACGUCAUAGGCGGAUUCGACGGAAUGGACUAUUUCAAUUCUUGUCGUUGCUUUGACGCUGUUACCAAAAACUGGCGGGAGGUAGCACCCAUGAAUGCGCGUCGUUGUUACGUGUCUGUGGCAGUGCUGGGUGAAACUAUAUAUGCAAUGGGUGGUUAUGAUGGUCAUCAUCGUCAGAAUACUGCAGAACGAUUCAAUCACAGGACCAAUCAGUGGUCAUUGGUGGCGCCAAUGAAUGCUCAGAGAUCAGAUGCGAGUGCAGCAGCUUUAGAUAGUGAGAAUAAAAUUUAUAUAACGGGGGGAUUUAAUGGCCAAGAAUGCAUGAACAGCGUGGAAGUAUAUGAUCCUGAAACCAAUCAAUGGACGAACUUAGCACCUAUGCGCUCGCGCCGUUCUGGCGUCUCCUGUAUAGCUUACCACAAUAAGAUAUACGUGAUAGGCGGUUUCAAUGGCAUCUCGAGGAUGUGCAGCGGUGAGGUGUACGAGCCCAACACGAACACAUGGUCGCCGGUUCCAGACAUGUACAAUCCACGGAGCAACUUCGCCAUCGAGGUUAUUGACGAUAUGAUUUUCGCUAUUGGCGGAUUCAAUGGAGUCACUACUAUUUACCACGUCGAGUGUUACGAUGAGAGAACUAAUGAAUGGUAUGAAGCCACUGAUAUGAAUAUCUACCGCUCCGCAUUAUCAGCAUGUGUGAUCAUGGGACUUCCAAACGUUUAUGAUUACAUCCACAAACAUCGCGAGCGUCUCAUGGAGGAGAAACGCCAGAAGAUCUUACUGUCAGAGACCGCUCGCCACGGCCAGCAUCGCACCGCAUUACCUGAUGUACAUUUGAUCGAAGACAAUGAUGAUAUGCUGGAGCAACUUGGACUGAUAGAAAAUCAAGCUAACAACGACGUCCCUGUCCCGCCUCCGCCGCCACCACCUCAGCCAAUGGAGCAGGAUAGGCAUUAAUACGCCAUUAAAUAUUAACCGUAAAUUUUAAUUUUGAAUAAUGAUAUAAUUACUAUUUCAAAUCAGUUUCUACUAUUUCAAACGUCUGUGGUUAUCAUUAGAAAUGAGUUUAUAUUGUAUGUAUUUUUGUUAAUUUAAUGCUAAAUAUUAUAUUUUUCAACAGAUCACACCUAGCAUAUCGAUAUACAAAUAUCUUACCUAAAUAGUUCGACGUUGGAAUGAAGCUAUUUAGAAAUCAAUAAGUAAAAUUCUUGUGGAAUUAAUACGAUGUUAAAGAUCAUUAUUUAUAUAAUAUUUACACAUAUUUAGCGCUUUUGGCAUAUUUUAAUAUGAUGACUUUUCAUAAUGUGAAUCAUUUCUGUAUUUUGGAGUAGUUUUUUUUAAAUGUUUUAAAUUUUUCGGACAAGUAUACGAUUUUAAGUUGAUAAUUUUGUGUUUUAUUUAAUGUUGUCUAAUAACAUGUUUAAGAAUACACCAACAUAU